This is a messenger RNA of Rhagoletis zephyria (snowberry fruit fly), 669 nucleotides long. NCBI's taxonomy places the organism in Eukaryota, Metazoa, Arthropoda, Insecta, Diptera, Tephritidae. The record is from RefSeq and is a predicted model, not a curated record.
AUGGCCGGUCUCGCGGGACCCAACCUCACCGGUGGACCGACAUCGCUCUCGGGCUCAGGAGUGAACGCCUGCCCGCCGACGCCUGCACGCAGAAGACACCGCACUACCUUCACUCAGGAGCAACUUCAGGAGCUGGAGGCAGCCUUCGCCAAAAGUCACUACCCGGACAUUUACUGUCGCGAGGAGCUAGCACGUAUCACCAAGCUCAAUGAAGCCCGAAUUCAAGUCUGGUUCCAGAAUCGGCGGGCAAAGUACCGCAAGCAGGAGAAGCAACUGCAGAAGGCGCUCAGCAACUCGUCAAUGUUGCCCGCCUGUAAUGGCGCCACGAUGAUGCGCAACAUCUACCAGGCCUCGGCGGCGCAGGCCAACGCCUCGCGCAACUACUCGGGCUACUCGACCAGCGGCUCAAUCAACUCGAUGAACGCGGCGGCGGCCACUGCGGCCCGCUACCCGCCCAUGAGCGCCGCCGCCGCCUACCCGCCCAUGGGGGGACAGCCCUUCGGCAUGUCCGCUCACUCCGCAGGACACAUGGGCGGCAUGGGCCGUCAGGAGCCCACUGACGCCGAGACCGACUGGUACAACAAGGGCUUCAAUGCCUUGCGAAUGAACCACAGUGCGCCGCACAACCACGCCAAUCUGGCGGCGCCCAUGCUCCAGUACCAGACAUAG